Messenger RNA from Melanotaenia boesemani (Boeseman's rainbowfish), 1541 nucleotides. It is a transcript of the gene npm1a, whose product is annotated as nucleophosmin 1a. The coding region runs from base 110 to 1015 and encodes 301 amino acids. The transcript has 12 exons. NCBI's taxonomy places the organism in Eukaryota, Metazoa, Chordata, Actinopteri, Atheriniformes, Melanotaeniidae. Gene Ontology annotation, molecular function: chromatin binding; histone binding; RNA binding. Gene Ontology annotation, cellular component: centrosome; nucleoplasm; ribonucleoprotein complex. Gene Ontology annotation, biological process: ribosomal large subunit export from nucleus; positive regulation of transcription by RNA polymerase II; ribosomal small subunit biogenesis. The record is from RefSeq and is a predicted model, not a curated record.
UCAACAGCGAAGAAGAGCCGUGGCCAAGUAGCACGUUAGUCAGUGCCUACCGCUCACACUUGGUAAUUGUUCCACCACUUGUAAGCAGCUGGUUUUCUUUACGUGGAAGAUGAACGGUUUAAACGAAGAACCAAUGGCACCACAAACCUUUCUUUAUGGUUGUGUGUUGGAAGCUGGGAAGGAGGUGGUUUUCAAUCCCGAGGAUGAUGAGUUGGAGCAUCAGCUAGACUUGAGGAUGGCCUGUGUGGACCCCAGUACAAAAGAUGAACUUCACAUGGUGGAGGUGGAGGGACAGGAUGCAGAGGGUCAGAAAAUCAAGGCAGCACUAGUUUCCCUCAAGCCUUCUACUCUGCCAAGUGUGUGUCUUGGUGGAUUCACGAUCACACCUCCAGCAGUUUUUCGUUUGAAAACAGGUUCAGGUCCGAUCCACAUCAGUGGACAACACCUUGUCAUGAUGGAAGCCGACCAGUCUUUUGAUGAAGAUGACGAAGAAGAAGAAGAGGAGGAGGAGGAAGAGGAGGAAAAAAUUACAAGCUCAAAGAAAAGACCUGCUCCAUCCCCUGCCCCAAAAUCUCAGAAAAAAAUGAAAACGGAAGUUGAGGAGGAUGAGGAUGAUGACGAGGAGGAUGAUGAUGAGGAGGAUGAUGAGGAAGAGGAUGAUGAAGAUGAAGAAAGCGAGGCAGAAGAAUCACCUGUUAAAACCAAACCAACACCAGCCAAACAGAAAGCCCCGGCUCAGAAUGGCAAGAGCUCUGCACCCAGCACCCCAGCCAAGAAACAGGAAAAGACCCCUAAAGGGAAGGGUGAGAAGUCACCUAAAAGCCCAGCACCCAAAGGACCUUUAACACUUCCUGAGAUUAAAGCCAAGAUGAUGGAAGCGGUGAAGAAGGGGAUAACAUUACCUAAAGCCCAGCCCAAAUUUGAGAACUUUGUGAAGCAUGGUCAUAAGGUGUCAGACCCCAAGAUUAUUGCUGAGCUGUGGAUGUGGAGGCAGACACUGAAGGAAGAAAAAUAACUGACUCUAUUCUUUUAAACUGUGUUAUAACUUGUUCCUACCCAUAGCGCCUCUCAAACCCUCAAAAAGCUGAGCUCUGUGCCUCUCACUUUCCUUUUAAAUCAUUCUCAACCCAACUGCCCUCCUGGAAGAGAUGGUGGUAGUACACUGUUGGUAAACAUCUUUCCACCUCGAUUACCCACUCAUCUGGGUAAAGUAAUGAUUUGGUUUGUUCAAUAAACCUUAGUAGAGCAUAAGGUACAUUUUGUUUUGAAUUGUUGGCAUCAGACUUUUUUUUUUUUUUUAACAUUUUUUUUUUGCUUAAUUUCUACUUUUACUUUUGACUUGACCUAAUUCUCAAUAACAGAUUUGCAUUCAUGACAUAAUACAAAGCACAUGCAAAACUUUUAACUCCAUCUCAACAAAACUUGAACCGCAAAAUCCUUUUUACACUGUUUGGCCAAAAAAGGAAAGAGACCACACAAAGAUUUUGUUGGACUACCUUUAGCUAGAAUUAUGGCACACAUUUGGUGUAGUAUUGUUUAAA